GUGACAGGGAUGGCGUAUUUUCUUGCACCGAGUAAUGCGGCGUCGCUGGCCUCUAAGGAGGGCGGAGAUUUCUGUGGUGAAGUAGGGGGAGGGCUCCAAGGAGGCCUCGGGGAGAGCCGGGAUCUGAACUAUAAAGAGAGAAGUUGAUGUGGGCGCUGCUAGUCUUGGACCGGCGGCUUGAAGUCUGAGAUCAUCGUGGAACCGUCAGCUUUGAAAUUUAUAAAAUAUGGAGAAGACUCAAGAGAAAGCUGAAAGAAUUCUUCUAGAGCCCUAUAGGUACUUACUUCAAUUACCAGGUAAACAGGUGAGAACCAAACUUUCACAGGCAUUUAAUCACUGGCUGAAAGUUCCAGAAGACAAACUGCAGAUUAUCAUUGAAGUAACUGAAAUGUUGCAUAAUGCCAGCUUACUCAUUGAUGAUAUUGAAGAUAACUCAAAGCUCCGACGUGGUUUUCCAGUGGCACACAGCAUCUACGGAAUCCCUUCUGUCAUCAAUUCUGCCAAUUACGUCUACUUCCUCGGCCUAGAGAAAGUCUUAACACUGGAUCACCCGGAUGCUGUGAAGCUUUUCACACGCCAGCUUUUGGAACUCCAUCAGGGACAAGGCCUAGAUAUUUACUGGAGGGACACCUACACCUGUCCCACUGAGGAAGAGUACAAAGCCAUGGUGUUGCAGAAGACAGGUGGAUUGUUUGGACUAGCAGUAGGUCUCAUGCAGUUGUUUUCUGAUUACAAAGAAGAUUUAAAGCCACUGCUUGACACACUUGGGCUUUUCUUCCAGAUUAGAGAUGAUUAUGCCAAUCUGCACUCCAAAGAAUACAGUGAAAACAAGAGCUUCUGUGAAGACCUGACGGAAGGGAAAUUCUCCUUCCCCACUAUUCACGCCAUCUGGUCACGGCCAGAAAGCACCCAGGUACAGAACAUCCUGCGCCAAAGAACAGAGAAUAUAGAUAUUAAAAAAUACUGUGUGCAGUACCUGGAAGACGUAGGUUCUUUUGAAUAUACUCGAUACACUCUUAGAGAGCUUGAAGCAAAAGCCUACAAACAAAUCGAGGCCUGUGGUGGAAACCCUGCACUAGUGGCUUUAGUGAAGCAUUUAAGUAAGAUGUUCACAGAGGAAAAUGAAUAAUGGUUGCCAUUCUUCCUUAGACUCAUAGCUUCUUCCAGUUGAAAACGGGGAGAGGCUUCCUAUUUAUCUUUUUAAGUACUAGUCUCCAAAAGGAGUAAAUGAGGGUGAAAUUGUCAGAAUCCCUUUGCAUAAGAACACAAACUUAAGGGCUGGAGGGAUGGCUCAGUGGUUAAGAGACUGCUCUUCCGCAGGACCCAGGCUUAAUUUCCAGUGCCCACAUAGUUCAUCACCAUUUGUAACCCCAGUUUCAAUGAUCUGAUGGCCUCUUCUGGCCUUUGCCAGCAGCAGGCAUGCACGUAAUACACAGACAUACAUGUAACCAAAACAUACAUAUAAGAUAGAUUAUUUUUUAAUUUUUUAAAAACGCAAAAUUGAAAUUAUCAGGUGCCACAAACACGGGCCUUAGAAAUGUCAUACGCUAAAUGUGACCAACUGUCCCUACUACCACACGUGUGUUUUGGGUUUGUGAAUAAAAAGGACUUAAUCUU
Microtus ochrogaster (prairie vole) is the source of this 1617-nucleotide messenger RNA. RefSeq names its product geranylgeranyl diphosphate synthase 1 (gene Ggps1). Gene Ontology annotation, biological process: isoprenoid biosynthetic process. The record is from RefSeq and is a predicted model, not a curated record. Gene Ontology annotation, molecular function: prenyltransferase activity. NCBI's taxonomy places the organism in Eukaryota, Metazoa, Chordata, Mammalia, Rodentia, Cricetidae.